GGCCUACCUCAGUCCCGGGCAGUGAGGUGUCGGGGCUUUAGAACCGUAGAUAUUUGCCAUAUAAUUGUAUAACUGCUUAGCUUCUCAUCCACAUAAUUUGAUCAGGACUUCUGCUUCCAAGCCAAAACUAAAUAUGACCACUCUUCAUCUCAAAUUGUCUUCACCUUCUUCCCUUCCUAUCCCACAGAGCAUUCGAACUCUUUCUAAUACCAUUCAAUGCUGCGCAAACCCGAAGGAGACCAAUCCUAGGACAGUUAUCCCGACCAACGGGCAUGUGGCCUUUCCUGAGAUGGACCUCCUUAUCCGGCGGGCUGUUGUCCCGCCUCCCCGGCCUCGUAGGAUUAUCUUGGUCCGGCAUGGGCAGAGCGAAGGGAACGUGGACGAGAGCAUCUACACGAGGGUCGCGGACCCCAAGAUUGGGCUCACUGAUGUGGGCAAGCUCCAGGGCCGGGAGUGCGGGCUGAGGAUCAGGAAGAUGAUCGAGGACGACGGAGGGAAGGACUGGAAGGUGUAUUUCUACGUUUCGCCAUACAAGCGGGCACUCCAGACGUUGGACCACUUGGGCCGGGCGUUCGAGCGCCACAGAAUCGCUGGAGUGAGAGAGGAGCCUCGCCUGAGAGAACAAGAUUUUGGGAAUUUCCAGGACAGAGAGAAGAUGAAAAUCGAGAAAGCAACCCGAAUGGUAUAUGGUCGUUUCUUUUAUAGAUUUCCUAAUGGAGAAUCUGCAGCAGAUGUGUACGACCGAAUCACAGGAUUCAGAGAGACCUUGAAAGCGGAUAUCGACAAAGGAAGGUUCCAACCGCCAGGCGAACAAAACCAGAACGUGAACUUGGUACUAGUUUCUCAUGGUCUUACGCUCCGAGUGUUCCUUAUGAGGUGGUACAAGUGGACAGUGAAGCAAUUUGAGGGGCUGCAUAACCUGGGCAAUACGGGAAUGAUCGUAAUGGAAAGGGGCCAUGGUGGAAGAUAUAGCUUACUAGUACAUCACGAUGAGAAGGAGCUCAGGGAGUUUGGACUGACGGAUGAGAUGCUGAUUGAUCAGGAAUGGCAAAAGCAGGCGAAACCUGGGGAGCUGAACUACGACUGCCCCAUGUUGAAUUGUUUCUUUCCUCACUUCAACACCGAGAUGGAAAAGAUAUCGGAUAAGAAUGCCGUGAUUGUAAGCAAAGAAGUCGAGGGGAUUUCCGGUGACUAGCAUGGAAUGCACGAAGAACGCAUGUAUAGAAGCACGGCAUUUCCUUAUCAAUCAUUAUAAAUGAAUACGUGCUGAAUCUCUGCAGAAUUCGGGUUUUAGUUCUGCUACUAAUCUUUUUUUUUUAUAAUAUUAGCAACUCUUUCUGAUCUAGGAUGAGAAAUAGAGACGGCUUCUUUGAUAACUGUAUGUACAUACUACGAGCAUCAAUUACGACGCUCCAUCUGCAAGAUUACACA
This is a messenger RNA of Punica granatum (pomegranate), 1431 nucleotides long. Lineage: Eukaryota; Viridiplantae; Streptophyta; Magnoliopsida; Myrtales; Lythraceae. The record is from RefSeq and is a predicted model, not a curated record.